Acanthoscelides obtectus is the source of this 4700-nucleotide messenger RNA. NCBI's taxonomy places the organism in Eukaryota, Metazoa, Arthropoda, Insecta, Coleoptera, Chrysomelidae. The record is from the annotation of a GenBank genome assembly.
UGCUACAAUAAUCCUCAGAUAGAUAAACAUUUGACUUACCUCAUUUCUUUUCAGGGAAUUGAAGGUUGCCUGUACAAAUGCCUUAGCCGGUAGAAAAUUUACACAAGAAAUUGGCGUUGAAAAAGUGGACAAAUCAUUAGUUGCAAAUUUUGAAAUACUUAAUUUAGUUCCUGAUCUUAGUACGUACUCCAAUUACACAGAUGUACCUUCAUCAACAGCCACCCAGGUGAAGUGGAAAAGAGUGGGAAUCGUGUCUGGUAGAUCGGUCAGACUGGACACCAUCAUCUGGCCCGGUGGCGACCUCUCGGUGGCCGCAGUUUCUUCCAGACCCAGAACCAUCUUCAGGGUGGUCACUGCGUUAGCACCGCCUUUCGUGAUGGAGAGCGAAUUAGAUGAAGAUGGUCAGUGUCUCAGGGGGUUGCCAUGUCACCGUGUUCUGACUUCCGACAAGGACAACCUCACCUUGGUGUUCAACGAAAUGGCUAGACUGGAAGAAGAGGAAGAAGAACAGGAAGAAUCCGCUACGACAGAAGAAAAGGCGAGCGCCUACUACUCAGAUUACGGUGAAGAUGACGACGAAGAAAGAUUCCUCCCUUUCCAGAAGUUCAAAUAUCGCACAAAUUGCUGUUACGGUCUCUCGAUGGACCUACUCGAAAACGUUGCUCAAGAAUUAGAAUUCGAUUUUAGGUUGUACAUAGUCGCCGACGGCAUGUUUGGGUCAAAUACUGUCAGAAGAAAAAAAGGAAGGAGUCGAAGGGAUGUGGGGAAGAAGUUCCUCAGUUACAGUCGAUUGAAGGAGGAUCUGACGAAGUACCCCAGCAGGAAACUGGCUGGUAUGACCCGUUCAUCCUCUUCGUUUAACGAAGAUUCUGAUGACCAGUGGAACGGGAUUGUUGGUGAUUUGGUGAGUGGUGCGGCGCACAUGUCAUUUGCUGCAUUGAGCGUGUCCAGUGCACGAGCUGAAGUGAUCGACUUUAGUGUACCAUACUUCUUCAGCGGGGUUUCGAUUCUGGCCGCACCACAGCAAAAGUCUGAAAUUCCGCUGAUGGCUUUCCUGUUGCCAUUUUCACCAGAGCUGUGGAUCGCCAUUUUUACCAGUCUAAACAUAACAGCUAUCGCCGUCGCCAUAUACGAGUGGCUGAGCCCCUUUGGGUUGAACCCAUGGGGCCGACAACGUUCCAAGAACUUCAGCAUGAGCUCCGCUCUGUGGGUGAUGUGGGGUCUUCUUUGCGGCCACUUGGUGGCGUUCAAGGCUCCCAAGAGCUGGCCAAACAAGUUCCUCAUCAACGUGUGGGGAGGAUUCUCUGUGAUAUUCGUCGCUAGCUACACCGCCAACAUUGCUGCGCUCAUCGCUGGAUUGUUUUUUCACAAUACCCUGACAUACGAUGGAAGCCUGCUGAAUCAGAAGGUGGGUACUCCACGUUCCUCAGCAGCAGAGUACUACAUUCAAAAAGCUAAUCAGCUGUUAUGGCAUCACAUGCGGAAGUACUCCUUGCAAAACAUCGACGAAGGUGUGGUGGGACUGCGUAAUGGUAGCCUCGAUAUCCUCAUCGCGGACACACCCAUUCUGGAUUAUUAUAGAGCUACUGAUCAUGGUUGCAAGCUACAGAAGAUCGGAGAUACCAUCAAUGAGGACACAUAUGCCAUAGGCAUGACCAAAGGGUUUCCACUGAAGGAUAGCAUAUCGGCAGUGAUUGCAAAAUACUCAAGUAAUGGCUAUAUGGACAUCCUGCAAGAAAAAUGGUACGGCGGCCUACCGUGUUUCAAACUGGCCCAAGAAAUUGCACAGCCGCGCCCGCUAGGUGUCGCUGCAGUCACAGGCGUCUUCAUAUUGUUGGGCGUUGGAAUUUUAUUGGGGGUAUUAAUAUUGCUAGUGGAGCACCUGUUCUUCAAAUAUACGCUCCCCGCGCUCAGAGAGAAACCCAAGGGGAGCAUAUGGCGGAGCCGGAAUAUCAUGUUUUUUAGUCAGAAAUUGUACAGAUUUAUCAACUGUGUGGAGUUGGUAUCCCCUCACCAUGCUGCUAGAGAACUCGUACACACCAUUAGACAAGGACAGAUAACAAGCCUAUUUCAGAAGAGUAUCAAAAGGAAGGAACACGAACAACGCAGGCGUAGAAAGAGCAAAGCACAAUUUUUUGAGAUGAUACAGGAGAUAAGGAGCACUCUUCGCAGACAGCAACAAGAAGAACGAGAACCAAAACUGGAGUCACUAACCGAAGUUGAUUCCGAGUACCAACUCUCACCAGACGAAAGGAGGACAAAACUAAGUCCCAGUAUCAUACGAAGGACAUUCCUUAGGUCCAGUCCCAAGGCAGAUCAAGCUGGAGGCAAGAAGUCUCCAACGACCUAUUUCAACAGACAAUUAUUCAGUCCUCGCUCCAACAACAAAGCGAAAAGCUCCACCACUCUAAACGUACGUCGUUUCAGUACGGAUAGUGUUUUCAAUUCACAAACCUUGAAACAGGAUCACAGUACUGCAGUUGGCAGGAGACUCAGUCGGGAUGCUUCCUCUUUCUUGACUGCUUCACCUCCUGAUAUCAAUAGCAGAAGGUCUAGCUAUUUGGAUAUAGGGACAAAACUAGGUAAGAGCCCCAUUUUAUCCAUAGAAAACCUCUCAGACUGCAGCAAGUAUUCUGAACCGAUGAGAAAGCUAUCUGAUUCUGAGAGCAUCGGUAAGAAGUUAGCAACGAUACCGAGGUACCAAGACUCGAUAGAUAAGCACCGACUGCAACCACAGUAUAGCUUGACACUUGGAAAGAGUGACGAAACGUUGACUAAAGCAGAAAGGCCAGAUCAAAUAGUGACAGCCAGAAGUUUCAACAACGUCUCAGAUGCCAAUGAUAAAAGCAACCUGUCGGAUGAUGAGAUAGCUAGGAGAAAUAAGCAGACAAUUGAACAGUUCCAUGGACUUAUAGGAAAAAAUGCUGCCAAACAACAGGGCAAGAGUAGUCAAGGGAAUAGGCAGAAUACCAAUCCACAUAUAAGGAUUGAAGUGGAAGAUACCACUAAGGAUGAACCUCAAGCACCAGCGCGUCAUCCACCCCUGAGAAGAAGCAAGAUGCGGCAUCAAAGUCUCGGAGAAACGUCAAGCCAACCACCAGAGCCAAGCAAAAGGAUUCGGCCACCAGAACAUUCCAAAUCUCUGGACAGCAAUCCUGGUGAUAAACCAAGAUCAAGGUCUCGAUCGAGGUUGCAAGAGGACGACUUACCUCCUGCGCCUCCCCCUCCAAACUGUUCACCGAGGAAUUCGGAUGGGAGGUCUCCCCUUGAAAGGCUUUCUAAGGACGAGCUGGUACUCCUCUGGAGAAGCUCAGAGUCUGAGCUCCGAAGCCAUCUCCUGAAGGCGUUAAGAGACAAGGAUGAGCCGUCAGACCCGCCUUGAGGCACAAGAAAAGCCUAGUUUGGUUAGAUUGAAGUCACACCGAACGAAACGGGUGUUUACUCUUCUGUUUUAAGACGUGCUCGAUUGAAACGCGCACCGCUUUCAAAACACAAAUAAGUUGGUGCCUGGCAUGGCCUUAGCAUUGUAGAGUGAUAUCAAACGACCACUAGUGUUAGAGCCUUUUAUCUUUGGGGUAGAGCACCUCAUCGCCUUUUCUUAUAGGACUGGUUCUUUAGCUAUAAAGACGUUGCCUUGGUUAAGAUGACUCGGGUUUCACUUUUCUAUAGAGUACUUAGAUGACGUCAAAUGGAAUACGUAAAUAAUAUUGCAAUAGAUAUAAAUAUACGUCAUCAUUAAUUUGGUGUUAAAAUUUCAGUGUAUAUGUACAGUUUCACAGAAUAUGUGAAGGAGCAGUCUCUCGGAUAUACAUAUGUGGAAUGCAGAGAAUAAUAAGGGUCUAUAACAACUGCGAGCCCAUUCUACACUGGUAUCGAGGCCUUUGAGAGACGUUUAGUCAAAAAUCGUCAAAAUGUGCCAAUAAGUAGCAGAUAUAUUAGACAGUUAUCGAUUUUUUUUCUCAAAUUAAAGCCUUUCUAGGGAGACGCCUUUCAGAGGUCUGCAUCACUGUACGAGACGUUCGUAGGGCAUUUUUAUAGAAACCUUACUCAAAUCUUUUCAUGCUUCAUGCAUAUUCAAUUUCAUAUUUUGAAACACCGUGUACAAUGCACAGCCAAUCUUGUUGACUUAUCCCUGACCCAUUUUAUUGAAAAAGCACUCCAUUUUGACAGCUUGCACCUUCGCAGCUGUUAUUGCUAGAGUGCUGAAUGUGUCGCCAGAAAAAUUGUAUGGCCCACUGUAUCCUGUUCCAACCUUUUUUGCGGGUGAUCAAGAACGCAAAAUGAAUAGUUUCACGAUACCUUUAAUUAGAGCAAGCUGAAUAAUUUCACAUUUCUGGAUUGCCAUUUAUGCAGCCUUUUUUAUAUAAGGCUUACAUAUAAUUGUAUGACUAGUUUUUGAGUUUAAUUGACGUAUAUAUCCAUUAUGAAUAAAAUCUGCGUAGCCUUAUGCAAUUAAGUCGAAAAGUCAAGAAGGUGUACCCUGGGUUUUUAGUAAACAGUCGUACCAACCCCAAUAAAGCAUACCCGUAUACCAGAACAAAGCAUUUAUUUAUUUAUUUAUUUAUUUCCAACAGGUGAAACCCAAUUACAGGAAAUGCUGAAAAAAACAACAAUUAAAGAGACAUGGUUCUUGGACUUAAAUCUAUAGUAUCACACAUUCUAAAUAAGAUUGGAUGAUCUAUAGCAGUUAAUAAUCGAUG